This is a messenger RNA of Zeugodacus cucurbitae (melon fly), 4200 nucleotides long. RefSeq lists its product as uncharacterized. The transcript is spliced from 4 exons. NCBI's taxonomy places the organism in Eukaryota, Metazoa, Arthropoda, Insecta, Diptera, Tephritidae. The record is from RefSeq and is a predicted model, not a curated record. Bases 1892 to 2776 code for a protein of 294 amino acids.
GGUGAAGACGCGGGUCGGUUUGGGGGUGGGCGGCAGUCACUACAAAGUGACUGCGCGCUGCGUACCCGAAGUGAGCGUAACCUCACCGACCGAAGGCCAUUAUCAUGAAUUACAGCCAUUCUCAUCGGUAUCAUCAACCACAUCUACCACACCAACAACAGCAACAACGCCACAGUCAGCAACAGUGGCUAUAACAACAACAACACCACAUACGCAUGCAGCACAACACGUUCAACAAGAGAUCAGCGAACAGCUGCCAUCGAAAUCAGCAACACUAACUCAUCAUCAUCAACAACAACAACAUCAUCAUCAUCACAAUCAACAACAGCAACAACAACCACAUCACAAACACAAAGAAAAUCAUAAACAACAACAAGCGCAACAACAGAAAUCUCAUAAGAAAUCGAAAGCCAAGCUCAGUAGCAACAGCAAUAGCCACUGCUAUAGCAACUAUAACUACAACAGCAGCAACAACAAUAAUAAUAGCAAGAACAGCAUUAACCAUAGCAACAGCCAUACGCAAAAUAGUAGUAACAGUAAAACUUUUCUACAACGCAGUAAACACACUAACGACAUUUAUUCAUCAGGAGCCACACUGGUGGAGGAGGAGGACUUUAAUGAAUUGACAGCGGUGCCGACAGCAACCAUUGUGAUAGCGACGAACGUAAAUGGCAAGGUGCGCGUAAAUCCACAAGCGAACGUUACAGGCAGUGCCGGUACUGGCAUUGGCAACGGCACCGGCAAAGAGUCGGUUCGCCAACUGCCGCCACCACUGAAACUGACCGCCACCACAACGCCAAGCAGACCAACAACUAUUGCCGCGCCAACGAAAAAUUCACUGCAACGCCAGAAGGCGACCCAGCAGCCACAUCACCAACAACAAACGAGUCCAACCAAAGCGGCAGCUGAAAAAUUGAUUGCACAAACUAGUGAGGAGAGUCAGCCCACUGAAUUGACGCCUUUGGUGGAGUCGUACGAUAUUACGCUCGGUCACAGUCCGACGGCGCUCACACCUUCCUCGAAUACUAACACCGCCAGCUCAACGCAACGCUCCAACAGUACCGCGAUCGCUGCGUCUGUCUCGCCAACAGCUAGUGUUGGUUUAGCCACAGCAGCACAAUACGGUGGUGGCUUGUCGCCAGCCACAUCCGCUGCCAGCAUCAUCUCCGCAGUUGGCGUUGCGAACGCACCAAACAUCUACGGUCAGCAAUCUAGCGUGCCGGCUGCACCAACGGCACCACCGCCCACAGCUGUCACUGCAGCUGCUACCGCCACCACCACAACUUACAGUCACAACUCGAAGACCACACGCUCCUGGCCGGUAAUCUAUAGGAAUCCACAUCAUUACGAUUACGAGGCGCUCUACGUGCAGGCGUCUGGCGGUAGCGCUAAGCCAGCGGCUGGCAGUAAUCAUCACUACCACCACCAGCCGUCGAGUCACUUUCAAAUCGGCAGUAGCGUUUUCAAGCAGAAUUGCUAUUCGAAUCAGUUUGCUCAAUCCAUUUUGUAUACGUCAAGUAAUGAGGACUUGAGCGCAAUCAAUGAGCACGGCGAUGAUGCUGUUGACGGCACAACCGGUGGCAGCAGUAAUUUCGGCGUUAGCAACGGUCCCAGCAAUCACAACACGAAAAACAAUACACAAACGACGUGCUAUUACUUUGCACCCAGUCGGCAUAACAGCAUUUAUGAACAUCCGUCGGCGGUGGUGCACAACUCCUCGUUUCAAUUCGAUCCGACCGCUGCAACAACUGCAGCCGCUGCAGCGGCUGUUGAGAGUUUAAGACGCAGCAAUAGCAUACUGUUGCGUAAUAGCAGUUGCGCCAAGGCGCUGAAUCAAAACGGUGACGGCACUGGCGGCGGUCUGGGCACACCCACAUCUCUAAACUCGGCUAUGGACAUGGGUAGUAGCUCGGGCGCUGGAAAUUGUUGUUCGAACUGUUGUGUUGGACCGCCGCCAGUGCUAUUCCUGUUUGUGACGCUGCUGAUGACUACCAGUGCGACGGCAAUGCUCUGCGCCGCCAUCAUGACGGAUCACUGGGAGCAUGUUACUUGGGAUCGCAACAGUUUGGAUCGCUACACAAAUCGUUCGACUAUGCAAUUGGAAUGGAUGUUGGACGAUAAAGUGGCGAUGUUAAAGCCCGACAAAAAAGCGGAGUAUCGGUUUCGUCGUGAAACCGUUUUCCUAGUACCCAUGCAUGGUGGGAUUUGGACACUGUGUAUAGAUUUGCCAAUGCAGGAAUUGCAAGAGCUGCGCCGACAUCCGAAAUUUCCACGCGGUGCACCGCCUUGUGUCAAUUAUCUAGCCGGUUCGAUGGAGAAUGCACGUGGCGAAGAGCAGCGCAACGAUUGGCAACAUAGAAUGCAAAACUUGUCAAUUUCCUGCUCGUUGGUGUGCCUAAUUAUAUUGGGUAGCGCUGCAUUGGUGGGCGCGUUCGGUGUUUGUCAGCGUCAAAUAAGCGCCAUACUUAUAACAGGCGUCAUGUAUUUACUAGCGGCACUCUUUGCGCUCUUCACCCUUAUGAUUAUACAUUUUAAGCGCCAACAAGGACGCCCCAUGUUAGAUAGCGACUAUGAUGGCACCGUUGAUGGCAUUGUGGCGCGACCGGGCGGCGUGGCAAUUAUGGCUAAACCGUUAUUGGGUGCACGCAUAUUUCUGACAUCAUGGAGUUUGGAUUUGGGUUGGGGCGGUGUGGUCUUGUGCGGCAUAACAUCAGUGUUAUGGAUUUUACUGUCGAAAAUUAUGCGUUACAAUCCAUUUUCAGCGCUAAUGAUUUAGUCGAUGGAGGUCGUCUAAGGUUACAAAAGGCCGUGCAGGCGUCGGUGGUGUGUAUCAAGUGAACGGUGAUUAUAAUUGCAAAGCAACGCAUGCAAACAUUCAAGGACUUCGAGGGAACAUACAUGUACAUAAGUCAGUAUGUAUUUAUGUACGGGUGAAAUAUUUUAGGAAAUAAAGCUAAUUACAAAGCGCAGCAUUUGGUUAAUUAUGCAAUUUAAUUAGAGUGUAAAUGUAACUGUAACUUUAACUGUUUGACAUACAAAUUACAGACACAAAAUUAAUUGUCUUAAAAAAGCUGCUUUGAUAAAUACUGUGAAAACACUACAACUUUAAAAGAUAAUGUAAUAUUUUUACUAAUUAGAAACUAAUAUACAUAUAUAAAAUUGUGGGAAAUGAUUUAUCCACAUUUACUUUACCACACACUUCCAUGCUAGGUUUUAUAUAUUUUCUCUAAGUAAUCAGUAGUUAACGCAAUUUAUUUAACAAAAAGCUUUACAAAUACAUAUAUAUUUAUAUAGGAUGCAUCAGAUCUUUGAGGACACAUUCAAGGACUUUUUUUUUUAAUUUUAAUUUUAAUUCUUUUUGUUGUCCUAAAAAACUUUCAAAUCUAAAAUUCUACAAAAAAUACCAACAUACAGCUUAGGCUGGUGUUGUCUCAGUUUUAGAGGCAGUUAUUGAAGUGACCAACGUUACACAUAAUCUUGCUAUAGCUGUCAUCGAUUGGCUAAGCGUUAUGAUAUUAUUAUUUAAUAAAUUAUAAUUUAUUUCAAGUUAAAAACAUUCAAAAAAUAUUUUAAUAUUGUCAUUUUUGGCAAUAAUUUGUCCUUUGAGCCAUUUUUACCAUUGUGAAUGGGCUAUAUAAAUAAAACAAAAUUUGGUAGCACUCAGCAAGCGGCGAUAAAAUUUUGAAUGAAGUAUACGCAUCCUCUCUUGCACGGGUUCAACUGCAUAAUUUUGUUGUUGCUUUCACAUGAUUUUUGUCAAGUGAGCAGCGCCCAAAUAUUUCGAGCUGAGAAGUGACCAAUCGAUUACACCUUACAUUUGUCUUUAUGUCAAGACGAAUUAUAGAUUCGGUAUUUUCCUUUAAGGACAUUGAGAUGAAAGCUUCAAACAGCAAUUACUAGCUUUCAGUACUCGGAAGCUUACAAAUCCCAAAUAUCUGAUGCAGCCUUAUAAGCACGCCUUGUAAUUUAAUAUGCCUCGAAAUAAAUUCCCCACAACUGAAUGCCAUUCGUAUAAUGUCUCAACUGUUAUAUGUAUAUUAUAAUAAAGUUAUUUUUUUAUUAAUUCGAAAAGCCACGCUUAAUAUAUUCUUAUAUAUAUCUAUAUAAAUAUUUUUUACAAAAACUGUAAUAUAAAAUGAAUUUACACCUGUUAACUCUCUAUACAUAUAUGUAUUUACAAAAAUGUGCUGAAUAAAACGA